This is a messenger RNA of Phytophthora nicotianae INRA-310, 456 nucleotides long. RefSeq lists its product as hypothetical. The transcript has 2 exons. The record is from RefSeq and is a predicted model, not a curated record. Gene Ontology annotation, molecular function: nucleic acid binding. Lineage: Eukaryota; Oomycota; Peronosporomycetes; Peronosporales; Peronosporaceae. The coding region runs from base 1 to 456 and encodes 151 amino acids.
AUGUUCCUCGCUGCAGUGGCGCGUCCACGAUGGGACCCACAUCGUAAAAAGGAAUGGGACGGUAAAGUUGGAUUGUGGCCGUUAACUGAGAAGUAUAAAGCGCUUCGUCGAAGCAAAUAUCGAACUCGUGGUGAAGAGUGCAUUCGUAAUAUUGAUUCUAUUAAUCAAGAGGACUACAAGAGUUACUUACUGGACCAUGUCAUUCCCGCUAUCAAGUUGAAGCGGCCCCGCCGAGAAAAACAGAAUGUAAUUCUGAUUCAACAAGAUAACGCAACUCCCCACAUUAGUCCAAGCGACCCAGACGAUUUAGCUGCGGGGACUGCCGAUGGUUGGAAUAUUCGGCUUUCCUACCAGCCUGCCAAUUCACCCGACACAAAUACCUUGGAUUUGGGACUGUUCGCCUCUUUACAGGCUCUUCAGCUUCAACAACCAGUCUAUGGCAUUCAGCCCGCAUAA